CAGAUUCUCAAAAUCGGAGGUUUGCAACUCCGAUACAUAAAAACACGCACCGGUAUUAUGGACUUAGUGAAAAUAAAAAUGCAAUUCGAAAACGUCCACGAUGAACCAAAAACGAUGCAUCGAGUCUUGGAGCUGUUCAGUGGGAUUGGAGGCAUGCACUAUGCUAUUCGAAGAUCCGGUAAACUAUUCCAAAUCAUGGCAGCGAUAGAUAUCAAUCCCGUUGCUAACAGCAUCUACAAUCACAACUUUGGUUUGGGCACUGCCAAAAGUAGUAAUAUCGUUGGUCUGACAGCGGAACGCAUCACCAAGCUAGGCGUAGAUGUGAUCCUCAUGUCACCGCCAUGCCAACCGUUCAGUUGCAAUGGGAACUUCAAGGACGUGGAAGACCACCGAGCGGAUCCGUUCGUGCACAUUUGCAACCUGCUGGAUAAGGUUCCCACCGUUCAAUUCAUUCUUAUGGAGAAUGUGAAGGGUUUUGUGCGGUCACAGGCGAGAGAGCUGUACAAAACACGACUCGGUGCCGCUGGUUUCCACUGCAAAGAGUAUGUUUUGUCGCCCCACGAUUUCGGAGUGCCAAACACUCGCCAUCGGUACUACUGUGUGGCCAAACGCGCCCCCUUCGGCUCUCCCGCUGGGGAUAUAAUCACCAGACCCAGUGUAAGGCAUAUGGUGCCGUUGAAAACCAUUGGAGAAAUGGUAGAGCGCGAGGGUGAGCAUUUGGACAUGUAUCUAGUUAAACUAGAAAUCCUGCGGAAAAGACUACCCGUGAUGGACGUUUGCACACCGGAAUCCACCAACUCAAUGUGUUUCACGAAAGCCUAUACACACUAUGCCGAGGGAACCGGGUCGGUUUAUAGUCCACUCUCGCGAGCGGAGUUCGAUCGCAUCUACAGCGACAUGAGGUCAGCCGACAGCGAAGAGGGCCGCAUGCUUUGCUUGAAAACGCUUAAAGUGCGUUACUUCACCCCACAAGAAGUAGCAAAACUGAUGUCCUUUCCGGAGGAUUUUAGCUUUCCGACAGGGGCAACUGAUAAGCAGUGCUAUCGAGUGCUAGGGAACAGCAUAAAUGUUCUGGUUGUGAGUUCGUUGUUUGACGAGAUUGAAUAAAUGCCUAUUUUCUGGAAUAUUUUUGCAUUCUAUUA
Molecule: messenger RNA, 1142 nt
Organism: Toxorhynchites rutilus septentrionalis
Lineage: Eukaryota; Metazoa; Arthropoda; Insecta; Diptera; Culicidae
Gene: Mt2
Product: tRNA (cytosine(38)-C(5))-methyltransferase
Exons: 2
Coding region: 58-1107 (349 amino acids)
Molecular function (GO): methyltransferase activity
Source: RefSeq, a predicted model, not a curated record